Messenger RNA from Danio aesculapii, 1758 nucleotides. Its product is annotated as homeobox even-skipped homolog protein 2-like. Gene Ontology annotation, cellular component: nucleus. Bases 481 to 1737 code for a protein of 418 amino acids. NCBI's taxonomy places the organism in Eukaryota, Metazoa, Chordata, Actinopteri, Cypriniformes, Danionidae. Gene Ontology annotation, molecular function: DNA-binding transcription factor activity, RNA polymerase II-specific; RNA polymerase II cis-regulatory region sequence-specific DNA binding. The transcript is spliced from 3 exons. Gene Ontology annotation, biological process: regulation of transcription by RNA polymerase II. The record is from RefSeq and is a predicted model, not a curated record.
GCGCUCAUUUUAUUAAUCAGACUGUCAAUUUCACCCCAGAGGCCAACCCCAGGAGCCAUCUAAAACAGACUCAGAUCAGAAGCUGCUCGCUCCUCACUUCUCCUCUCUCUCUCCACCUGGAUAUACGCGUCUGGCCGAUCAAGGGCCGACUCUAUCAACCGAUGACAGUCUCUCUCCUAUUUAUUUGCUUAUAAACCUGUUACAAUAAAUGAUCAUUCGAGCCGCGUCACGCGCACCUUUAACGACGAAGGCGCAAACCACUUUUUGAUGAAUGACUUUCUGGACCAGAGAGGAUGCGCGGGUCAUUUUGAGCAGUCAUUCGUUGCCCGCACUGGCAUUCCUCUGUUUUUUUCUUUUGCCUUCCAGCUCAUAAAGGUGUUAUAUUAUUUAGAGGCGGCAGCUGAGCUGAAUGCGGAUUAGAUCCGCCACCAGUCAUCGGAGCACCAGCCCUGGGACUUUGGAUUUUUUCCGCACGACUUCAUGAUGGAGAGGAUAAGAAAAGAAAUGAUUCUGAUGGAAAGGGGACUACACAGUCCAGUGGCAGGGAAGAGGCUCUCCAACCUCACCGACUCGGCCGGGAACGCGGUGCUCGAGGCCCUGGAAAAUUCCCAGCACGCAGGUCGCCUCAGCCCGAGAAUAACUUCCGCCUCGCUGCAUGGGGAUAUUCCCACCAAAGGCAAGUUCGAGAUCGACAGCUUAUUUGGGAACCACCACAACGACAACACUUCCUCCACUGAAGUGUCGUCCUCCGAAAGCCGGAAGAAAAUAAACCUGUAUCCUGAAGUUUCUCCUGACUCCGACAUGAACAGCGAUGUGGAAGUGGGCUGCCCGUCUCAUCGUUCCCCGGGAAGCAUCAGCCAACACAAGGAAAACAACAGUAAAGGUUUCUCGGACAGCAAUUCAGGAGGCUCCAACACAAGUUCAUCAUCUCUGUCGAAUCUGAACGGUAAUUCCAUGGGAAACAGCAGCUCGAGCUCGGACCAGGUGAGGAGGUACCGGACUGCGUUUACCCGAGAGCAGAUCGCAAGACUGGAGAAAGAAUUUUACAGGGAAAACUACGUCUCGAGACCCAGGAGAUGUGAAUUAGCCGCAGCAUUAAACCUGCCCGAAACAACAAUAAAGGUGUGGUUUCAGAAUCGACGAAUGAAGGACAAGCGGCAGCGGCUUGCCAUGUCCUGGCCACAUCCCGCCGAUCCCAGCUUCUACACCUAUAUGAUGACGCACGCCGCCGCCACCGGAAGUCUGCCUUACCCUUUUCAUUCCCACAUGCCACUACACUAUUACCCCCAUGUCGGUGUCACGGCAGCAGCUGCUGCGGCAGCCGCCUCAGGAGCCGCAUCUUCACCUUUUGCUACCUCUAUACGUCCCCUUGAUACUUUCCGCGCUCUUUCUCAUCCAUAUUCGCGCCCAGAGCUGCUGUGUAGCUUUCGACAUCCAGGACUGUACCAGUCACCCGCUGGUUUAAACAGCUCGGCGGCUGCGUCGGCGGCAGCGGCGGCGGCGGCUGCGGCUGCGGCGGUGAGCGCGCCCUCGGCUACCGGGCCGUGCUCGUGUCUCAGCUGCCACAGCAGCCAGGCCGCCAGCGCACUGGGCUCCAGGAGCUCCAGCUCUGAUUUUACCUGCACGGCGACCGGGCAAAGGUCUGAGAGCGGAUUUUUGCCAUACUCGGCGGCGGUCCUCAGCAAAACCGCGGUGCCCUCACCGGACCAGAGAGAAGAAAGCGCGCUUAAUAGAUAGCUCACUACUGGCAUACACACU